Molecule: messenger RNA, 449 nt
Organism: Diachasmimorpha longicaudata
Lineage: Eukaryota; Metazoa; Arthropoda; Insecta; Hymenoptera; Braconidae
Exons: 2
Coding region: 1-306 (101 amino acids)
Source: RefSeq, a predicted model, not a curated record
AUGUUUCAAGCGGGGGAAUUGGUAGCUGGAAUCGACAUGGGAGAUGAUAGAAUUAUUCACGUUCUCCAAACGUCCAGUUUUUAUUGUAUUCUAAAUGCAUUGUUCUGUAUCGCAACGAAUGACGCUAAUUACGCGGCGCUCAUUAAGAAUACACAUGACGUCCCUAUUCUGGAGUUUAUCAUUAAGCUUCUUGAGGAUAGAAAUAUAGAAGAGGCUCACAGAACAAGGGCACUGAUGUUGCAAUCUAUGUGUGACAGUGACAUUUGUAAACUGGAAGAGGAAAGUUAUAACAAUGUACCAAUGUAACAAUUAAUGAGUCGCCAACUACCCGGAGCUCCUCUUUGGCUGAUGCUACCAUAGACAACAUUAGCGGCUGACAGCUCCACCUUCAAAAUGCAAAACGUUAAAUGGUUUGCAAUGGCGCCACCGUCCUACUGGUGAUAUUGAUA